AUGGUGUACGAAAAAGCAUGCCACCUACCAGCGGAGUUAGAAAUAAAAGCUCAUUGGGCCAAGAAGUUCCUUAACUUAGACUUUACCGCAUCCAGAGAGAAGAGGAAGGUACAACUACAGGAACUUGAAGAGAUGUGCCUCAACGCAUAUGAAUCAUCCAAGCUCUACGAAGAAAGAACCAAUAGGUACCAUGAAAGAAAGAUCUUCCAUAGAGAAUUCAAGCCCGAACAACAAGUAUUGCUCUACAACUUAAGAUUAAAGUUGUUUCCCAGAAAAUUAAAAUCAAGAUGGAGUGGUCCCUUUACUGUCAAAGGCAUUAAGCCUUAUGGAGCUAUAGAAAUAGAGGACCAAUCCAAAGACCGCAGCAAGUUGGUUAAUGGCCAAAGAUUAAAUAUCUACCUUGGUGGAGAAGUCCCACAACACAUCAUAGUCAUCAAGCUCAAAGAUCCUUAG
Glycine soja is the source of this 453-nucleotide messenger RNA. RefSeq lists its product as uncharacterized. The transcript has a single exon. Bases 1 to 453 code for a protein of 150 amino acids. The record is from RefSeq and is a predicted model, not a curated record. NCBI's taxonomy places the organism in Eukaryota, Viridiplantae, Streptophyta, Magnoliopsida, Fabales, Fabaceae.